Messenger RNA from Ixodes scapularis (black-legged tick), 651 nucleotides. RefSeq lists its product as uncharacterized. NCBI's taxonomy places the organism in Eukaryota, Metazoa, Arthropoda, Arachnida, Ixodida, Ixodidae. The transcript has a single exon. The coding region runs from base 161 to 583 and encodes 140 amino acids. The record is from RefSeq and is a predicted model, not a curated record.
AGCGUCCACAGCGUCCAUUUGUUUCGUUUCUCAUAUGCGCUCAUAUGCCUCCUCAAAUCAACAUGUCGGCGUGAACAAGUUUGUAGCCAGAUUUGUCCCAUUUGACCGACUUUUCUUCCCGAUAUUCACCGUAAAGGCCCCCAACUGAGUCGUAAAAAAAAUGGGCGCCCUGUACCCGGGCGACGACUUGGAAGACGAUUUCGAUAGCUACCUCCUCGAAGAAGAGGAGCCCUGGAUCCAAAAGGUAUACAGCCUGAAUCCCAACGCUGCGAGCGAUGUGUCGCACUUUCUGACCGACGACCAGUUGUACGAAAUGCUCGCCUUCCCGCGCGACUACGACUGGUCGACGACGGUCAUCUUCAAGUUCGACGUGGGCUGUCCGGACGACAUAUGGCCCGAUCUGUGCAAGUUCAUCGACCACUGCCCCGAGGUCAAGUUCGGCGGAUGGGCGCGUACGCCCGUGGCCUACGUGCACCUGAUAAAGACGUGGACAGUCGACGAAGCCGACUUUCUGCUUGACAAGCGGGAAAUGGAGAUCGAGGGUGUUCACUGUCGCAUACUCCCCGUUCGAAUCGUGGACUGAAAUGAACCCCGUGUCCGUUUUUGAUCGUUGAAACGUCAUGCCAAUAACGCGUAUUGUUUCGUUGUACA